Messenger RNA from Elaeis guineensis (African oil palm), 1464 nucleotides. Its product is annotated as protein DETOXIFICATION 33-like. Gene Ontology annotation, biological process: xenobiotic detoxification by transmembrane export across the plasma membrane. Gene Ontology annotation, molecular function: antiporter activity; xenobiotic transmembrane transporter activity. Lineage: Eukaryota; Viridiplantae; Streptophyta; Magnoliopsida; Arecales; Arecaceae. The record is from RefSeq and is a predicted model, not a curated record. Gene Ontology annotation, cellular component: membrane.
AUGGCCGGAGAGCGACUGGAGGACCCUCUACUUGGGGAAGGCAAGGGAGAGAGAGACUUGGAGGAGAUCAAAAGCUUGGAACAGUUUGUUAAGGAGAUAGUUAAGGAGAAGAAGAAGCUGUGGUACCUGGCAGGGCCGGCCAUCUUCACGUCCCUGGCCCAGUAUUCUCUGGGAGCCACCACCCAAGUCUUCGCCGGCCAACUUCCCACCCUCGAGUUCGACGCUGUGUCCACUGAGAACAUGGUCAUCGCCGGACUAGCCUUCGGCAUCAUGUUGGGCAUGGGAAGUGCACUCGAGACACUAUGCGGCCAGGCAUUUGGUGCGAAGCAACUCCACAUGUUGGGGGUCUACAUGCAACGCUCAUGGGUCAUCCUCACCGCAAUGUGUGUCUGCCUGUUGCCCAUCUACUUGUUUGCGAGCCCCCUCCUUCAGUUACUAAACCAGGACAAGAAGAUCUCCAUGCUUGCUGGAAAAUUUUCAUUGUACAUGAUCCCUCAGCUCUUCGCAUACGGAUUCAAUUUUCCAAUACAAAAGUUCUUACAGGCCCAGAGCAAGGUCAUGACCAUGGCCAUAGUCUCUGCAGUGGCCAUGGUGUUCCAUAUAUUCUUAAGCUGGCUUCUGAUGGUUCACUUCAAGUUGGGUCUUGUGGGUGCAGCUGCCUCUCUCAACUUGGCUUGGUGGAUUGUGGUGCUUGGGCAGUUUGCUUAUAUUGCUAUGGGGUACUGCCCUGGUGCUUGGACUGGCUUCAGCUGGGGGGCUUUCAGGGACUUGGGAGCCUUUGCCAAGAUCUCUAUAGGUUCAGCUAUCAUGAUGUGCCUUGAGUACUGGUUCUACAUGUUCCUCAUCUUGAUAGUAGGCCAACUAAAGAAUGCCGAAGUUGCAGUGGCUGCUGUAUCAAUCUGUGACAACUUAUUUGGGUGGGUGCUCAUGGUGUUCUUGGGUUUUAAUGCUGCAAUCAGUGUCAGGAUAUCGAAUGAGCUCGGAGCUGGGAGGCCAAGGGCAGCCAAGUUUUCAAUACUUGUGGUGGUCAUGUCCUCAGUCUUGCUGGGUCUCUUCUUCUUUACCCUUGUCUUGGUAAUGAAGGAUGUCUAUGGGGUUCCCUUUACUAAUAGUCCUAAAGUCAUCCAUGUCGUCGCCGAUCUUGCGGUGGUCUUUGCUUUCGCGCUUCUCCUCAACAGUGUUCAGCCAGUUCUUACCGGUGUAGCAGUUGGAGCUGGGUGGCAGUGGCUGGUGGCCUACAUCAACUUGGGAUGUUACUAUGUGGUGGGUAUUCCAACAGGCUACCUAUUGGCAAUUAAAUGUGAUCUAGGAGUGAAGGGAAUGUGGACUGGUAUGCUAACUGGAGUAGGCUUGCAGACCUUGAUACUCACUGGCAUCACUCUGGGCACUAAUUGGAACAAAGAGGCAAAGCAUGCAGAUUUGCGGAUAAAAAAGUGGGGAGGAUCUGCAAUUGAACAAAAAUAG